Messenger RNA from Zea mays, 703 nucleotides. RefSeq lists its product as uncharacterized. The transcript has a single exon. The coding region runs from base 107 to 520 and encodes 137 amino acids. Lineage: Eukaryota; Viridiplantae; Streptophyta; Magnoliopsida; Poales; Poaceae. The record is from RefSeq and is marked validated.
ACACCAACUAAUCUGAGUCGCUCGUUGCAUUGACAUCCUACAUAUCUCCUCCUCUCUAGGUAGGCUAGCUAGCAAAGCUGCUUGCCGUGUGUGUCCAUCUCCAGCAAUGGCUUCUGGCGCCGGUGCCGCUGCCGCCGUUGCGGUUUUCGCCAUUAUGGUCCUGUCUUCGCUGGGGCACCCAAGGACCGGGCCGUUAUGCAGCGACUGUGGAUCGAUGUGCACAGCGAACUGCACCGGAGAGGUCGCCACCUCCUGCAGGAGUUACUGUGAGAACCCCCUGGCUGCUAGGCAGUCGUGCGAGAGGCAGGUCCUUCAGGCGUGCACGGUGUCCUUCUGCUGCUACGGCAACUGCACCCGUGACUGCAAUCUGGAAGCCCACAAUGCCUGCCAAUCCGUCCACGACACCACUAUCGAUUGCCAGUCUUGCACGGGCGGUAUAUUCCAGUCCUGCUUUCCCGCCUGCAACAGCAACUGCAACAGCACCUGCGUGAAUAAAGAGCAUGGAUGCUUGAGGACUUGAUCCAAGCUUCGUCUCAUUCUGUGCUGAUUUGGUCAUCGGCUCCUUGUGUGCAUGUAUGCGUGGAUGUAGUAUGUAUGAAGCCCCCUUGAAUCCCUGGGUCUGGGAUAUGUCUACAAUAAAGUACCUUUGCACUGUAUUUUUUUUCAGUGUUUUAUUAUAUGGAAUUUUGCUUGUCUGGCCCUC